This is a messenger RNA of Bactrocera oleae (olive fruit fly), 3571 nucleotides long. RefSeq names its product Hormone receptor 51 (gene Hr51). Gene Ontology annotation, molecular function: RNA polymerase II cis-regulatory region sequence-specific DNA binding; nuclear receptor activity; zinc ion binding. NCBI's taxonomy places the organism in Eukaryota, Metazoa, Arthropoda, Insecta, Diptera, Tephritidae. Gene Ontology annotation, biological process: anatomical structure development; cell differentiation; positive regulation of transcription by RNA polymerase II. The record is from RefSeq and is a predicted model, not a curated record.
UCAUGGUAUUAUGAUAAAUCUCAAACAGAAAGCCGAAGAGCGAACAUCGUGAAAUUGUAACCAUUGCGAUUUUGUAUAGUGAUAUUACUCAUGAUUCUGGUCCUAAACAUCGAAAUACAAUUGACCAAAGGAAAUCACAUAACCUAUAGUGAUACCGUAGCAGUUUAACGGCGUAGAAAAGUGAAAGCUGUGCAAUUAAUGUUAACGUUGCAAUGAAUUCAUUGCUAAUAGAAGGAGUUUAAUAAUAUUAUUUAACAAUUCUUUAAUAUAAUUAUAAUAUAAGUGAAUAAAAAACAGCUACAUAUAAUACAUAAAUACCUAUACAAAUUUAAGGGCAUAAAAUCUGCCUCGCUGAUUUUACCAAGUAUAUUAAUAAGUUAAACAGUGAAGUUAAAAUGAAUAAAAAUGAGCAUUCUCCCGGAAGAUGCACUGCACCGCAAGAAAUACUUAACUCGCACACAAACCGGGUUUGCUAUUCACCACAGAAUCGAUUGGUCCCUUGGAGUCAGCAUUCAGUAGUGAAUUCAGUGGCAAAUGUUGAGCAAACCGGAUCUAUAACUGCUGCGCGUUCAAAAAGUCAAAACUUAGGUUUAAUUUGUGUUGUCUGUGGAGAUACCAGCUCUGGGAAACAUUAUGGAAUUUUAGCUUGCAAUGGUUGCUCGGGAUUUUUCAAGCGAAGUGUUCGACGAAAACUCAUUUACAGAUGUCAAGCCGGAACAGGUCGAUGUAUUGUGGACAAAGCACAUAGAAAUCAGUGUCAAGCUUGCCGCCUUAAGAAGUGCCUUCAAAUGGGGAUGAAUAAAGAUGCAGUGCAAAAUGAGCGACAGCCGCGAAACACAGCCACUAUACGGCCUGAAACGCUGCGGGAGAUGGAACACGGGCGAGCUUUGCGGGAAGCGGCCGUAGCUGUUGGAGUGUUUGGACCACCAGUUCUGUUAUCUCCACCAUGCUAUGGUUCUGGCCUACUACCACCUUCCUCUUUAUCGAAUCUUCCAACAAAUCGGCGAUUACAUCACAAUCACAUUUCCAAGGCAUUACAACUUUCUUCAAAUGUAUCACAGGCAGGCGGUUUCUCUGUAUUUAACAACAACCUUCAAUUUUCUAAGGGUAACUCUUAUAAGACCUCAAUGGAUCUUUCCAAUGGAACAGUAUCUGUGUCUACGAACUCAAGUAGUACAAAUUCAAUAGAUCCGAGUUCCCCCAUAUCUGAUACAGUUUUAGAUAAAAAUCCUGUAGGAGGAAGUGUUUCGUCUAUAAGUUCGACCAGUUCUGUCCAUGACAAUGAUAAUGAUGAUGAUUCCAUCGAUGUUACCAAUGAUGAAGAGCCUCUGCGGAAUGAAAAACUAGAUUGCCAUUUUACGAUACCGACAUUUGUACCACAAAACUUGUACGUUCAGCCGCAUGAGACAGUUUAUGAAACCAGUGCUCGCCUUCUCUUUAUGGCCGUAAAGUGGGCAAAAAAUUUACCAAGUUUUGCGAGUCUGUCCUUCCGAGAUCAGGUCAUUCUCUUAGAAGAAUCAUGGUCGGAUCUUUUUCUACUCAACGCCAUUCAAUGGUGCAUUCCCUUAGACCCUACUGGAUGUACUUUAUUCUCAGUUUCAGAACACUGCAAUAAUUAUGACACUACGCAAGAAACUGAGAAUUGUGUUACUAAAGAAGAAGUAGCCGCCAGUGUACGGACAUUACAUGAAAUUUUCUACAAAUAUAAGGCAGUUUUAGUUGAUCCCGCUGAAUUUGCAUGCAUGAAAGCAAUAGUUUUAUUUCGGCCCGAAACCCGGGGGCUCAAAGACCCCGCCCAAAUAGAAAACCUCCAAGACCAAGCUCAUGUGAUGCUAUCUCAACACACAAAAUCGCAGUUUCUUACACAGAUCGCACGAUUUGGUCGUCUACUCUUGAUGCUGCCUCUUUUACGAACUGUAAAUUCUCAUAAAAUCGAACUAAUAUAUUUUCAACGUACAAUUGGAAAUACGGCAAUGGAAAAAGUGCUCUGCGAUAUGUAUAAGAACUGAAAUGAUGGCUUUUUAAAUAUAUUUGUAUACAUAAAUAUGUACAUACCUACAUAUACUAAUAUUUCUUACAGUACGAAGAUGUGUGUUCCUAUACCAAGAAUAAGUAAUUAUAUAAUAGAAGAGCGGUUUGUAUGUAUGAUUAUUUCCGCUCUUAACUUUUAUCUUAAAAGAAAAGGAAGCUAACCUUUAAUCUGAAAUCCGGUUGUCUAAUUGCAUACAUACAUAUUGCAUCAUACUUAAAAUUCUGUUUUGACUAAUGGUGCGGAAAAUUGUGUGUCUUAUUGUUAAAAUCAUCUGUUAUAUCACGUCAUCCAAUUAGGUUCAAGUAUCCGUCAAAAGCUUAAUUUAAAAGACUUCUCGCACAUAUUACAGUUUGAAAAGAUGUUAAAUGUCACGAUGUAUAAUUGCAGCAAUCGAAAAAAUACUUUACACAAAUUGUGUAUCUCAUAUAUAACAUCUGUGAUUCUAAAAUAAUCGAAACCUGUACAUAUCUUUCUCUACUAUAUACGACGGUUUACUGUAUAUCGUCAUCUAAAAUGCAAUACAGCUUUUUUCUUUUCGUUAAUUUACAGAAAAAGGUAAAAAUGGUAUAAAAUAGAAACUACUCACAUUGAAACAAAAUUUGAAUUAUGCUUACAACAUAUGUAUGUACGUAAAUGAUGUAGUGAAACGUAAUCAAUAAAAAAUCAAUUUCGAAUUUUUGGAUGAUGCGUUGUUUUGCAUUUUAGUUGACGAUAUAUAUGUAAGUAUAUUGUUUAAUAGAAUGUGAAAUAGUGAGAGUCUUGUUUGAAGUCAAAAAUUAAUGAAAGCGGUCUAUAUACAAGUAUAUCGAUUUCUUUGAAUACCCAUUAUAAUGAUUUUCUUAACUACAUAAAUUAAUAACUAAUUUAUCUUUAUUUCGAAUAUUUUAGUUAGCGCGGGAGAUUUAUCAAAAGUAAAUAAAAGAGAAAAUUACAAUGUUUGAUAUUAAAACUAGAAAAUGAAUGUAAUGAAGUCAGUAUAAGUUAAUAUGACACCAAAAAUAACAAUUGUUGAAGUCAUUCGUAUACCUAGAAAUAUUUGAUAUAUAUUUGGGAUGGCCGGUAAAAUCGUUCAAUUAACUUCUUUCACCCAGACGCGUUAUAUUGUUGAUUCUUUAUUAAAUAUCGUAGUCUCAAGUUACGACCCACUUAUAGCAUUCACCUAAAUCAAAAGAUUAAGCUAUAGUGCACAUUUUUGUUGUAUUCAAAAAUAUUAAUAUUGGGAAAUUCUCAUGACAGUACGACUUUAUAAAUAUUCUUAUAACCAUAUAAAAUUUGGCGCCAUAUAAAUACUUUCUAAAAACUAAAUUGCGGAACACACACGUAUGUAAAUAAAUACAAAUAUACGUACAGUCUUCUAUAAAGUUUAUACCUCCAUAACUACCAACAUUAUAAAAGUUUGUGAGUAAUAGAAUAUUUGUUAAAAAUACUGUUAAAACUUCAAGUUCUAAUAAGUAAAAAAUUAAAAUGUAUGUAUACCGUAUGUAUUAGGUAGUAGUUUUCAUUUACAAAAUAAAUAAGUCAAAGAAUGCCUUACCGAAA